AUGCCAAUACGGCCAAAUCUUUUAGCAAGUCGGAGGACCCGAUCUUCGAUUGCAAAACAUAGCGGUCUCCUCGAUAGAUCCAUGUCCUAUGGUUCACUACAAAGGGGACUUUUUGAGCGGCGGCGUGGCCACAACACUUGCAUACCAUCUGUCUCGAGGUUUCAAAAUGUGUCUUUGCCGAAUACGAACCCCUCGUACACUCCACUCGCGAGCUUUCAACCAAAGCGGACGUUUUCCAACACUACACGCAAAGAAGGCAUAUGGGAUGAUGACGACGAAGAAGUCCUAGAGCCAAAACCCGCGCAACGAACUCCAGGCCGGUCGGGGUUUGUGCGCCCUGCCCAUCAUCGAGACUUGACAAGCUUGAUUCGAUCGAGAGCAGAGGGAAAAGCUCGCGUAUCUGAACGCCUGCGCAUUGAGAAGCAGUUCAAUUCGCUACCUUCAUACCAGAGGCUUGUUGAGAAUUUCAUCCAAUUGAAGUAUAAACACCUUGAUGACCUCGUUGUUGAAUCCACUAAGGCCAGUCAAGAUUGCAUCGAGGCCACUGAAAGACAUGUGGCUGAAUGGGAAAAUCGCUCAAACUUCAUCACGGCGCGAAGUAUAGCUAUAGUGUCAGACGCCACAGAUUCAGUUCUACAAGCAGAGAAAAUUACGAAAGAGUACAUCGCUGAAGUGAGACAUCUUUCGUCUUCCAUACUGGGCCGAAUCCAGGCUGCUGUCACAAAAGCAGAGAAUACCGCUCGGAUAAUUGAUCAUGAAUUCUGCUGCACUGUUUUUGCUGGAACUCCAGAAUUAGCAAGAGAGCUGCAGUUAUCCGCCCAGAACAUCGGCGAUUGGAGGACUUCUCUCCGUGCGAUUCACAUAACGCUCCUGGAACCUCAGAUCAAGACUUCUGAGCAAUCAAUCCGUCAAUUGAGAGACCUUCUCAACAACGAUUACCUAAGACCCAGGGAAACUGCGAGAAGUCGAAUUGAUGGAGUGAUUCAUCAAAGCAAACUGAUUGAUAAAAACUACGCCGAGUUGAGACUGAAAGCCACCAAAGCAAGGCCCUUCGCCAUCAGAGACCUUUGCCUAGAGCUUCAAGGCAACGUGAACAUUGAUCCAGCCGAUAGACGGGUGUUUGGCCAGUACAAAGAAUUUAUUGAGCGUAGUCAUAGCGAAAUUCGUUCAUUUGCUCAUUAUCACCGUUCAGCCUGGCUUAGAAGGCAAAUGGCUUUCCAUCCACUUCGACAAAGUGAACUAUGGAAUCUGUCUGAUUUCAUGGCAGCAGCAGCUUCGGCACGUCCUUCUACAGUAACUGACAAGAGUAUCUUGCUUGCACAUGCGCUAAGUGCGCCAGAGGCCUCACCGGCGAGUCAGUACUUAGAGAACAGUCGGCUCCUCCUAUCCAACAAGAUCUAUCUCCAAUACAAGCGUCUUUGGAAGCCAAAACCGGCACGCAGCUCUGAGCUACAUAUCUAUUGGCGACAGUUGGAUGUAAUAGCUCCACUUUACAUGAUCGAUCUUAGCACAUGGUCGCUUCACAACGAGGGUUGGUACCUUCACCACAGCCUCAGAGGUGAUCAUGGAGCAUUGUGGGCCUGGGUUCCUGAUACGACUCUGCGGCACACUCUUUCAAAUUUGGCCGAUUGGUGCAUGAGAUUUCAGGAACAUCGCGGUAGUCUUCGAAAAUUGGUUGCUAGUUACAAGCAUAUAAACUGGCUGCGUCUUCGAUCGGAAACCGUGCUCCACUCAAUGGGAGAACCUGCCUAUCUUGCUGGAAGGUUUGAAGUCCUUGAUCCAAUCAGCCAGGAUAACCGCCGCUUCAAGCAAUGGACCGAUCGCAUUGGCCAGCUGGCUACUGAAGCCCAUACUACCUCGAUCGCCACCCAGAUGUCGGAAAAUGAGUGGGAAUCCAUCCACAACCAGUUUGGCCGCCCGAUUGUGCGGGAUGCUUCCGCCAGCCCCCAGUUCUUAGAACUGGGUUCUUCGGUGGCCAACCCCAGGCGUAGGAAGGGACUAGAGGAAUUCAAAUCUCCCAAGGAUAAGGCUGCUUUUAUGAAUUUCUCUCAGAGCCGUCUCUCGAGGUAUAUUAAUGAGCAAGUGCCGGGCCAUCCAAAGUCCCCACCUACCAGUAAGGAUAAUCAGGGGCCCGAUCAGGUUGUGAAACGCUCGAGUCGUGCCUCUGGGCGGAGAAUAGGGAGGCUAAGGAAGAGAGCUGAACAACAGCAUUCAGCCGAUUUAGCUGCCAACCAAGGUGUUGAACACGAGAGGCGCCUUGAAGACAAACUCAAUGGCUCAACAACAGAAGCUGAUGACCACUCAACAAAGGGGAAGCCUGUAUCUAAAUCACCCCCAGUGGAUGUGCCUAGCGUUCAGACCAAUCAGGAAGACAGUCGGGUCAUCUCCAAAUCCUCGCCCAGACUCUGGAAGAAGCAAUCUAGGAGCCACGACGUGCCUGAAUUCGACUCGUCCCUGGGCAAUGCGCUUGCUAGCCAUACAUAUCAAGAAGGAAACCAGGCUCCUCCCAGGCCAGCACACAUGCUUUCGAAGAGCAAAGACAUGGGCCCCAAUAAGGAGCCACAUCUUGAUAGCCUCCAACCACCGAUGAGACAAACCAGUAAUGAAUACCCAGGCACACGGAGACACAACAAACCCCGACCUGCCCUUAUGCUAUGGAGAAAACCAUUCGUUCAACCAGAACCAAACAACGGGAGAAAGUAUAGUACGGAUGCAGUGUCCUACCGAACAAAAUUUCGACAAGACGGCGAUGUCAGCGAUGAUCCCCUAUCUAAACGGCCGUUUGAAACUGCUAUGACCCCGGUCCCAGAUACCAUGGCCAGAGAUGGGCCAGGGUCUAUUGAAGAAAAUGAUUCCGCAGUUGACCUAGUCCCAUCAUCAGAUAUUGGUUCCAGUGUCAACAAUCUUACAACCCCCCAGUUUUGGAGCCAUAGUUCACAGCAAAGCCCCGAUGGCCGAAAACUCAUCGUGCAUUAUUGCCGGACCCUUCAAAGCACCGAAGAAGCUGUGCAACAUUUCCUUGGGAGUAAGGUCAUUGGAUUUGACAUGGAAUGGAAGGCUCAAGCAUCGGGUUGGGACAGCAUUCAAAGCAAUGUUUCCGUGAUCCAAAUCGCAAACGAGGAGCGUAUCGCCAUCUUCCAAGUUGCGCUCUUCAGACCUGCACGUUCUUUGGAGGACUUGGUCUCCCCGUCAUUAAAACGCCUCAUCGAAUCUCCCGACGUCAUCAAAGUGGGUGUUUCAAUCAAAGCAGACUGCACUCGGCUGCGCAAAUACCUCGGCGUCGACGCCAGAGCCACCUUUGAGCUCAGCCAUUUGUACAAAUUGAUCAAGUACGGCAAAGACAAUCCCAAACUGGUGAACAAGAGGGGCGUCAAUCUCAGUGAGCAAAUCAACGAGCAUUUCGGUCUGCCUCUCGAGAAAAGUGAUGAUGUCCGCUGCAGUGAUUGGACUCGGGCUUUGAAUUAUCGUCAGGUUCAAUAUGCUGCUACCGACCCCUAUGCCUGCGUUCGGCUGUUUCAUACCAUGGAGGCGAAAAGACAAGCCAUGAACCCAGUGCCGCCUCGUCCUGCAUACGCUGAACUCAACCAGCCCAUUGUUCUUCCACUUGGACAAGCAGUCAACAGCGAGGAGGACCCAUUGAUCUGA
Messenger RNA from Penicillium coprophilum, 3645 nucleotides. Its product is annotated as 3'-5' exonuclease. The record is from RefSeq and is a predicted model, not a curated record. The coding region runs from base 1 to 3645 and encodes 1214 amino acids. Lineage: Eukaryota; Fungi; Ascomycota; Eurotiomycetes; Eurotiales; Aspergillaceae. The transcript has 3 exons. Gene Ontology annotation, biological process: nucleobase-containing compound metabolic process. Gene Ontology annotation, molecular function: nucleic acid binding; 3'-5' exonuclease activity. Gene Ontology annotation, cellular component: cytoplasm; nucleus.